UUCCAUGUAGAUAGGUGCCUAAACAACAAUGUUUGCAGGCAGUUUUUGUGCUGUGCUAGGUAGGUACAGAGGUACUAUUACGUUGUAUGGAGUAAUUACUAAUUCCACGAUGACUCAUUUUAUAUGAGAUAAAAAAUAUUGACUGAAGCUACUUCGCUUCAGUCAUAGGCUUCAGUAAAGCGUUAGGUAGGUACAUAGUAGAAACGCAGAGUUUUCUUAUACAAAAAAUAAUUUAAAGUAGGUAUUUACCUAUCAUCUUUUCACUUCAAUGAAAGUCUUAAAUUUAUCGAAAACUUUUUAGGUACCUAUCUAGGUAGAUAUUGCGAUUUUAUAUAAAGAAUAUUUUAUAUUAUGAGUCGUGGAAUUAAAAAAAAAAUAUACAUACUUAGAGCUUACAUUUAACUUUCGACAUGGGUGAAACAAUGACUCAAGAGGAGGAACAAAUUCUGGAAAGGAAUUCAAACACAGACACUGUUGUGGAAUCACCUGGAGGCCCUAACUUUAUUUUAGAAUUGAAUUUAUUUUUAACUAUGAUAGGAAUCACACUUUCAUCAACUGCAUUGAGCAACAUUAUGCUGUAUCGAGCAUGUGUGCACUCUCUACAUCACAGUGCAGAGGAGUGCCACCCUUUCUUGUCCCCAGAGAGGACAAACUCAACAAAGCAUUUGGAAGUAGAUGUACAGAAAUAUGUAACUUAUGUUGGCACUGUAAAAGAAAUUUUUGAAUAUCUAGGACCAGCUAUAUUGUGUCUAUUCCUGGGAGUUUGGUCUGACACUCAUGGAAGAAAACCUUUGAUAGUAUGGCCAUUAUUUGGUAUAACACUGUCAGCAAUGUUAGCUGUUGUUUAUAGCAUGAUGGAUAGCCUGGGUCCCUGGUGGACCAUAGUGUUGUCAGCUCCCACUACCCUGACAGGGGGUAUAAGUGUGAUGGUCAUUGGGAUGUAUUGCUGUUUAAGCGACAUGACUAAUAAAAAAUCCAUGUCUUUCAGAAUGAUGUCAUUAGAAAUCGCCGUAGCAUUGGGAACUGUGAUCGGUUCACUGGUUUGUUCCCCAUUAUUGAAGUCAAUCGGCAAUGUUUACGUGCUUCUGAUAGCAGCUUCUGUAUACGUGUUGGCGUAUUCUGUCACCAAUAUAUGGCUUCAGGAGUCCCUGGCAACGGCCAUACCGGGCACGCUGGCAUCAGUGUUCAACUUUUCAUUAAUAAAAAUGAUGAUAACUGAUUGUUUCAAACGCCGGCCAGAUUAUCUGAGAACUCAGUUAUUUGUGCUAACCGCUGCAAGUAGUUUGAGCACAUUAAUAAUUUAUGGUGUGACAGGAUUACAGUACAUGUACGCUAGACAAAAAUUACACUGGGCUUUGAAGGAUUUUAAUCAAUUUUCGGCUAUCAACGUUAUAUUAGCCUUCAUUGGGUCUUCUUUAGUGGUAGUUGUGUUUCAAAGGAUAUUCAAAGUUAACGACUUGACAGUCUCAACAAUGUCCUUCGCGUCCGCUGCGGGAGACUUCGCAAUAAGGACUUUUGCAGUAGCUUCGUGGCAAAUGUACUUAGCUGCAUGCGUGGCGUCCUUCAGCGGGCUGUCAUCGCCGCUCAUCAGGUCCUUCCUCGUGAAGAUCCUGCCCUCGGAAGACAUGGCCAAAGUAUUCGCUUUAAUGGGUGCCAUCGGGGGGAUCAUGCCGUUAUUAGCACCGCCGCUCUACAACUCGUUGUACUACAACACUAUAUCGUCAUUCCCGGGCGCUGUAAUGUUGUUGUCAAGCUGUAUAAAUGCCAGUUGUAUAAUAAUGCUCCUAGUCGUCGUAUACUUGAGGUGGAAGUCGAAACGCGUAAUUAACUUUGAACCAGCGAACUCUUUUAAUAAUGACCACGAAGAAUGACACCGGUUAUUCAUAAAGUGCUGUGAGGGAGGAAAAUAUAUUUUUAUUAAUUUUAACAA
This is a messenger RNA of Plodia interpunctella (Indianmeal moth), 1930 nucleotides long. RefSeq names its product probable peptidoglycan muropeptide transporter SLC46. Gene Ontology annotation, biological process: transmembrane transport. The coding region runs from base 411 to 1871 and encodes 486 amino acids. Gene Ontology annotation, molecular function: transmembrane transporter activity. The record is from RefSeq and is a predicted model, not a curated record. Lineage: Eukaryota; Metazoa; Arthropoda; Insecta; Lepidoptera; Pyralidae. The transcript is spliced from 7 exons. Gene Ontology annotation, cellular component: membrane.